CACAUUUUUUAUUAUAAGAUUAGUUUUUAUAGUUACAAGUGAAAUAUUGUCGAUUUGCAGGAAGUGCAAUUUGCAAAUAAUGUAUCAUAAACAUGAGGCUCAUGUUUUAAUUGUCCAAAUUAAAAGCUCCAAAUAUUUCUAGUAGUUCACAUUAUUCGGCUGAAAGGGAAGUUUGUUGAAUAGUGGAAGAAAUAUUGACUAAACAAAUUCUACCGAAGCGUCUACACACUUUUAUUUUGAAAAUCUGAUCAAUUGGAAGUGCCGCUGACAUUUUAUUUUGGCAUUUCCUGUAUGGCCUGCACCGGAAGUGACUCUACAGUGGAGGUCAGCGCUUGAAACAAAACGCUUGUUUCUGGAAUAUGUCGAUAAUAUUUGGUCUCCUGCUGAAAGCGUCCAUCAGCUGCUGUGACUGAGAGUUAAUGACUAGCGUCAUGUCCUGCUCAGGAACAUGUGACAUCACUUCCUUGUCCCCGAGAUGAGCAGCAGGAUUCCAGAUGAGGAGCACCCCUAGAGGCCAUCAGGGACAUUGCAUGGAGGACACCUGGAAGACAUCCAGCAUGAUCAGCAAUUUAUUUCAUAGAGGCGUGCCACCGGCCUAGUCACAGGUUGGAGUCUUCAACAAGCGCAGGAUGCACACGUUGGUGUCGGGCUGCAGGAUGAGUUUAGCUGUGCUUUUCAACGGGCUGCUGGUGUCCGUGGUAGCAGCUCUGCUUUGGGAGUAUUCCAAGUUGAGAGAGCACGCCGCCAUGCUGGAGGAGGAGCUGCACAUGACGGGGCCAUCCCAAGAACUCACUCAGGCCCAUCUGGACUAUCACCUGGCCCUGCGAGCGCUUCAAGAAGAUGGCACCCGCAUGGUGUGCAGCAGCAAAAUGCACACCGAUCGCAUCUGCCGCUUUGAUGACCUCUGCUACAACGCGGAGGCAGAAGAGUUUGUCUUCUUUCAUUCCAACUCCUCCGUCAUGUUGCCAAACCUUGGUUCCAGACGCUUCCAACCUGCUCUGCUGGACAUGUCCUCGGUAGAAGACCACAGUACGCAGUACUUUAAUUUCCUGGAGCUCCCGGCGGCCGCUUUGAAGUUCUUGCCCAAGCCCGUGUUUGUGCCAGAUGUGGCGUUCAUUUUAAACCGCUUCAACCCCGACAACAUCAUGCAUGUGUUCCAUGAUGACCUUCUGCCGGCCUUCUACACCAUGAAGCUCUAUUCCGACCUGGACGACCACGCCCGCUUGGUGUUCAUGGAGGGCUGGGGGGAAGGGCCGCACUUCGACCUCUACAAACUGCUGAGCAACAAACAGCCUCUUCUCAAAGAACAGCUAAGGAACUUUGGAAAGCUCAUUUGUUUCACCAAGGCAUACGUGGGCUUGUCCAAAAUGACAACCUGGUAUCAGUACGGUUUUGUGCAGCCACAGGGGCCCAAAGCUAACCUGUUGGUUUCGGGGAACGAGAUUCGUCAGUUUGCCACAGCUUUUAUGGAUAAAAUGAACAUCACGAGAACGGCCAAGAAAGCGGCGGACGACAAAUACAUCGUUGUGUUCAGUCGCUUAGCAACAAGGCUGAUAGUCAAUGAGGCUGAGUUGAUCAUGGCGCUGGCUCAGGAGUUCCAGAUGAAGGUCUUCAAGGUGUCCCUGGAGGAGCAGUCUUUUCCCAGCAUUGUCCAAGUGGUCAGUGGGGCCUCCAUGCUCGUCAGCAUGCAUGGGGCUCAGCUCAUCACCUCUCUUUUCCUCCCCAGAGGAGCAGUGGUGGUGGAACUGUUCCCUUUUGCCAUAAACCCAGAGCACUAUACUCCAUAUAAAACCCUCGCCACUCUUCCAGGCAUGGACCUUCACUAUGUUUCAUGGAGGAACACCAAGAAGGAGAACACCCUGACCCAUCCCGACAGAGCUUGGGAACAAGGAGGCAUUGCUCACUUGGAGAAGGAGGAGCAAGAGCGAAUCUUGACCAGCAAAGAAGUCUCACGCCACUUGUGUUGCCGCAACCCAGAGUGGCUCUUUCGGAUCUACCAAGACACCCGAGUAGACAUUCCGUCGCUCCUUGACGUUGCCGGGGAGGCCGUGAAGUCACAGCACGGCGUCAAGAUGUCCAAGCCCGCCAGCAAGAUCCAUCCAGGCCGGGUCAGAGAAGCCCAGUGUCAGACCUCGGUGCAAGCUACCGACAAGGCAAAGCUCACCAUCUCCUGGCACAUCCCCUGGAAUCUGAAAUACCUGAAAGUCAAAGAAGUCAAGUACGAGGUAUGGAUUCAAGAAGAAGGAGAGAACACCUACAUGCCUUAUAUUCUUCCUCAGCAAAACUACACCUUUUCAGAAAAUAUCAAGCCUUUCACCACCUACCUGGUGUGGGUCAGAUGUAUAUUCAACAACAACCUUCUGGGCCCCUUUGCAGACGUUCUGCUGUGUCGAACUUAAGGAAUGUGCUGCUCUACCUUCAUUUCAGCCACAUCAACAUGCGAACCAGACAUUUUACAAUGCAGACCAGUAGUUACUUGUUCUUAAAAGAGAGGAAAAUAAAGUCUGUUGCCGUUAAACAUGUUUUAUUUCUUUCAAAGGUCUUUUUAUGGUGGCUAUACAAAGUCUUUACUACCCUAUGAACCCUCUCUUCUCCCCUUUCCACUCAAAAACUUUCACCUCGUCCUCCACAUGGGUCGUAGAGUCCAUAGUAAAUGUCCAGCCAGAUGUCUGGCAACUAGUUUCUUGCAGAAAAAGUGAGACUGUAGCUCAGUUUGUGACAACAUUUAGUAGUGGUAGUCACAAAUACCUCAAAGGGCUGCAUAAACCUUGGACU
Entelurus aequoreus (snake pipefish) is the source of this 2775-nucleotide messenger RNA. It is a transcript of the gene pomgnt2, whose product is annotated as protein O-linked mannose N-acetylglucosaminyltransferase 2 (beta 1,4-). Bases 630 to 2399 code for a protein of 589 amino acids. The transcript is spliced from 4 exons. The record is from RefSeq and is a predicted model, not a curated record. Gene Ontology annotation, cellular component: endoplasmic reticulum. Lineage: Eukaryota; Metazoa; Chordata; Actinopteri; Syngnathiformes; Syngnathidae. Gene Ontology annotation, biological process: protein O-linked glycosylation via mannose. Gene Ontology annotation, molecular function: protein binding; protein O-acetylglucosaminyltransferase activity.